CACACCAUCUGCCUCAUCACUACAACGUCUGUGAGUUCAAGUUCAAGUUGUGGAAUCGACACGUCCAUUUCAUUCAGUUCUGUCGCGGCUUCUUGAGCAGCCGUCUAUUUUCUACUCUGCAUGACCAAACUCAUGUUACUUUGGCGUUUGAUGAACGGCUAGACCUUUUCUCCUUCUCCUUCUCUGACGCCGCAGCCGGUCUCUGACUUGUCCAUCCAUCUUCUCCCAACUCUGCAUACCCCGUGAACCCGAGUCCGCGACACAACCAAAAUGUCUGACGACGACGAUUUCAUGCAAGACUCCGAUCAGGAGCAAUACGACUUUGAAUACGAAGACGACGACGAAAACGAAAGCGGUGACGUCGACAUCGAGAACAAAUACUACAACGCCAAACAACUAAAAGCAGACAACCCAGAAGAAGCCGUUCAAGAAUUCCUGGGCGUUCCCGAACUCGAAUCCGAAAAAGGCGACUGGGGCUUCAAGGGUCUGAAACAAGCGAUCAAACUCGAGUUCGCGCUGGGCCGCUACGAGGAUGCCGUCAAACACUACAAGGAACUGCUGACGUACGUCAAGUCGGCCGUGACGAGAAACUAUUCGGAGAAAUCAAUCAACAACAUGCUCGACUACAUUGAAAAGGUGGCCACUGAGCAGACUGCCUACAAAUGCAUGGAGGAGUUUUAUUCGUUGACUCUGCAGACGUUCCAGAGCACGAAUAACGAGAGAUUGGCACUCAAGACAAACCUCAAAUUGGCAAAACUGUAUCUCGACAAGAAGGACUACACCAGUCUUACCAACAAAGUGCGCGAGAUCCACAAAGCUUGUCAGAAAGAGGAUGGCUCCGACGACCCAGGCAAAGGGACAUACUCGCUAGAGGCGUAUGCCCUCGAAAUCCAAAUGUAUGCCGAACUCAAAAACAACAAACGCCUCAAAUCUCUCUACCAAAAAGCUCUCACGGUUCGCUCCGCCGUGCCACAUCCAAAGGUACAGGGCAUCAUCCGCGAAUGUGGGGGUAAGAUGCACAUGAGCGAGGAGAACUGGAAAGAGGCCCAGAGCGACUUUUUCGAAUCUUUCAAAAACUACGACGAGGCCGGCUCGAUGCAAAGAAUCCAGGUCCUCAAGUAUCUCGUCCUGACCACCAUGCUGAUGAAAUCCACCAUCAACCCUUUCGACUCGCAAGAAACAAAACCCUACCGGAACGAUCCUCGCAUCUCCGCCAUGACAGACCUCGUGGAUGCCUAUCAACGUGAUGACAUCCACCAGUACGAAUCGAUACUAAAAGAAAAUCAAGAUCUCCUGGCAGACCCCUUUAUUGCAGAGAACAUUGACGAAGUCAGUCGGAAUAUGCGUACCAAGGCCGUCUCCAAGCUGAUUGCUCCCUACACCCGCUUCACGCUUAGCUUCAUCUCAAAACACAUCAAGAUUCCCGUCAGCGAGGUUCAAGACAUUCUCGGCGUCCUAAUCAUCGACAAGAAGCUCAAGGCCAAAAUCAACCAAGAAAAUGGCACGGUGGUGGUCGAAUCCACACCCAAUGCCCCUGACCAUCUCUCCCGGCUGGGUGACUGGGCUUCGGCGGCCGAGAACUUGUGGUCAGCCGUGCUGAAUGAAGGGGAGGGAUUCAAGUUCGAAGACAGCCAAGGUGGAGGGGGGUUCGCGGGAAUGCUAAACUAUCCAGUGGGUUUUGACGGCGGCAACGCUAUCCCCAGGAGGGGCCCUGGCCGAAGGGGUCACCAUGCUCGAGGUGGUGGCAAGAUACUCGUGUCGGCAUAAUAAUAGCAGGCCAGAACGGGACGCAGGACUGUCUCAAUGGCUUCGAACCAUGUCUUGUUGAUGCAUCAUUGAGCGAGCGCCAGUAGGAAAUGAACAAACACUUACUCUGCUAGGCGCCUUCUCAAAUGUCCCAGUAGUGCAUGAUCGAUUGACCUUGGAGCAGCAGAAGGGGUCCAAAAUUGAUUAUCAUGUCAAUCUUCUCCAAACCAACCAGUAAAACAUGGGGGUGGAUUGCAAGCUGCGGCACGCUGGCGGGCGAGGACCCAGCUGGACCCGAGACAAAGGAUCCUGACGUGGAAGCGGAAUGCCACGGAGCAAGUAGCUGGCAACCGAGCAGCAGGUUCCUCUACAAUGCGGGCGGUUGUCAGCGGGGACAGACCGAGGUAGCUGCAGUAUGAUGGGCGAUCACGGAGCGUCCAUCGAUAGGAGGCGCGACCGGUAGCCAGGAUAGGGAAGCCACUCAUUGCCUCGACUGAUCGCUCCAUCAGAACCUCGCACCAGUCUUGGACAACUUGAGAGGCGUCGCUUCGGACGUCUCUCGGUGCUUGCCCAUCUUCUCCGCGGCUUGCCCUGCAGCAGAGAUUGCCAGCUGGCCCUGGCUUCGCUACCGCUGCAGCAGAUAGCAGUGCAGGACUGCGCUGGCGUUGGAUGCAUUCUAGGGGCAGAAAGCAAACACACGGCUGGGUGGUUGUGUGUUCCGGCCCUGUCAGCAGGUAUGAUAGCUCGCUCUUGCGUCGCCAAUGCAGAUUUUCCAGCCUUGCCAUACGGUCGCUCCACCGAGGGUUGACACGGUCUAGGCUGACCAGCGCCCUGGGGGAUCGGAUGCAGACACGACGCCGGCGGGAGCGCGGUGCCUCUGAUCUUACCCCUUUCGUAAUUGGCGUCAAUCGUUCAAGAAGGACUUUCGCUCUUUCUCCCAAGUUUCGCUCAGGUGUAGUCGAGAUCUCCCGGUUAUUCUUCCCAAACCCCUGGAACCCCAGUUCCC
Exophiala dermatitidis NIH/UT8656 is the source of this 2752-nucleotide messenger RNA. Its product is annotated as COP9 signalosome complex subunit 2. Gene Ontology annotation, biological process: protein deneddylation. The record is from RefSeq and is a predicted model, not a curated record. Gene Ontology annotation, cellular component: COP9 signalosome. The transcript is spliced from 2 exons. Bases 271 to 1767 code for a protein of 498 amino acids. Lineage: Eukaryota; Fungi; Ascomycota; Eurotiomycetes; Chaetothyriales; Herpotrichiellaceae.